Plodia interpunctella (Indianmeal moth) is the source of this 3747-nucleotide messenger RNA. It is a transcript of the gene TAF1B, whose product is annotated as TATA box-binding protein-associated factor RNA polymerase I subunit B. The transcript has 3 exons. Gene Ontology annotation, cellular component: RNA polymerase transcription factor SL1 complex; RNA polymerase I core factor complex. Gene Ontology annotation, molecular function: RNA polymerase I core promoter sequence-specific DNA binding. The record is from RefSeq and is a predicted model, not a curated record. Bases 166 to 3204 code for a protein of 1012 amino acids. Lineage: Eukaryota; Metazoa; Arthropoda; Insecta; Lepidoptera; Pyralidae. Gene Ontology annotation, biological process: RNA polymerase I preinitiation complex assembly; nucleolar large rRNA transcription by RNA polymerase I.
ACUGCAGACAAGACAACAAUGUUACAAUCACAAUCAUGUCACUUUUUAGAUUUCUUUCCCGAAAUAUUAUAUUUCCUUCUUAACAAUCUCAAUGAUUUUCCUUGGUUUCCUUUAAGUUUACAGUAAAAAUAAAAUCCGUAGUACCUAACAUUCGAAAAUAUAAAAAUGAAUAACGAGCCGUGCAAAGUUUGUGGAAACACAGAUAUGAAUCUUAUAGACGGGUUUUAUUACUGCGUUGAAUGCGGGACCCAGGACACUAACAUUAUGGAGACUUUAGUCGAGGAUGUGGCUCUUCAAGACGGAACAUUCGCCAUCAAGCAGAAGGCAAGAGUUAAGAAGAUAGCUCGUGUGGUGGCAAACGUUUCUCCUGAGUGGUACAAAUGGCAGUCUUGCAACUAUAUUCUAUCAGGCAUGGUGAAAGAGCUAAUGGAUCUUGGCGCUGGACCCAAGUUUAAGAUGAGAGUAAUGUGGCUUUGGACACUUUAUAUCAAAAAAUUUCAGAAUAAACAGGAGUUAGGACUACCAGCAGAUGCAGAUGAAGUAGAUGAGAGCAGCAUACCUUACAAUCUUGUAACUGCAUGUAGAAAACCAAUUAAGAAUUCAAUCAAAAGUGUUCGUUUACACGUGGACAUUCGGAAAGUAACAGUCAAUUUACUAAUCACAAUUUUGUACUUGGCAUUAAAUUUCGAUAGGAGUGAAAUUUUAGUGUCAGAUCUGGUCAGGUUCAUUAGAGAAGGCAGACUGAGCUAUAAAAAUAGUCUCAAGUAUGUGCCCGAAGAGAUUGAUGUAACUAAAUUUGAUUUGAAAAAAUCCAUUAUGCCUAUGAAAAUGGCUAAUGUUGAGUAUAUCAAUGUGCAAGCAAUGUCAUUUUUAAAAAUCAUGAAUUUAGGUUGCCCUAUAGUUCCUAAUUUGAGAAAGAUUGUUGAAAGGUAUGUCAAGGAACUAUGUCUCCCUGAUUGUUUUAAAGAUUUAGUAUUUUCGCUUAUGAAUCUUGUACCUUGUGAUUAUCUAGAAAUAGACAUAUUUAUAAUGAAAACUAUAAAUGCUGUUCCGUUUUAUGGAGCUCGAGUUAUGGCUUACAUUUUAGUCGCUCUUAAAAUGUGUUUUGGAUUAGACGAUGAAUACGAAACAAAGUUAUCUGAUGCAGUCGAUUCUGUUAAUAAAGAAAACUGCCACAUGAAAUGUCACAAAUUAGGUGUAUUCUCAACAUCAUCCGAUAGACUGUUUUGUUUUAGAGAAUGGGUACAAUUUCUUUUACUAAGAAAAUUAGUUUUAAGUAAAAGUUAUGUACCUCUUUCUUUAUUGUAUCGUAUGGAUGUAGAUGAUUAUGUUUAUAUGGAGCAAAGUGAUGUUAAAUCGCCUUAUAAGGAACAACCUUCAGUAACUGAUGAUAUCACUAUGUCAUUGUUAGAAAAAAUUAAGACUGAUACUGUAAAAGAAGUGAUUCCAAAAAAAGCAUUCUUUCCCAGUCUUACCCCAUUCACUGAUUAUACUGAUGUUGUCUUGAAAAAUUGUCAUGAUCCUGAAAUAAGACUGAUUCUAAGUGAAGAUUUCACGCAAUAUUCUUUAAAAUACGCGUACGAAAGCUUAGAUUUACGCGUAUCAGAUGAUAGCGAAAAUAUUAUUGUUGGUAUCAAUGAAACUAAUAAAUGUAUCAAAUCUGAAAUUAAAUCAAAAGUAAGUUCGUCAUAUCACAUACAUAGAGACGACUCAUUAGUGUUCGUAAGAAACUGUGAAAAUAAAAAUUGGAUGAAAACUAAACGGCCUUCACAGAAACAUGUAAGAAAAGUGAAGGAAAACGACAGACAUGAUGAUGACAGUGAUUCUCACGAUGAGUAUUUAUAUGAUUCGGAAACAAGCAUGAAUGAUGCGGUAGAUGAAGAUGAAUGUAGCUAUAAAAAACAAGAUUUUAUCGAAGUGGACAAAACUGGCAAUAUAUUCGAUGACGAUUUUCAGAAUCUAGCCGAAUACGAACCUAAAGAUAAUCACGAGUUACUAGAUAUAAAAGAAGAACCAAUUGAUGAAGAACAUCUUGAAUUCAAUAGUUAUAAUCGUGAGAGUAUGGAUGCCGAAAAUAAUGUUUUAAAACACGAUGCCGAUAAUCUUAAUGAUGUUCAACCCUCUGACACAGACGAAGAUGUACUUCAAUUCUAUAACCCUGAAACGUUCGACCGAGAAGGCACUAUAAAACAUUUAGUAUUAUUAGCAUGUCAGAAACAUAAAAUAGCUAUACCUAAAGAGUAUACAACAAUAGGAAAUAAGGAGCCUAGGAAACGUAAAAUCCAAAAUAUAAAUAAAGAAAAUAAUAAUGAUGAUGCUGUAUGUGAGAAGAAAGCUAAAGUGCGUACCAAACCAGGAGAGAUUCGGAAGGAUGUCAACAUCUUGCUGUCUGCAUAUUACGAUAGUUUGAAACAUGAUGUGUUUUCUUCUGUUAGUCAUCAUAUUAGAGAUCUGGUUGAAAAUUUUGAGAGGACUCGAGAAGAUUUUGAAGCAGAAGAUCAAGCAGAUGGUGAUUUCCAUAACGAUUUAGAAAUCUUUAGAAAUGAAUCGAACCAAAAUAAGAAUGGAGAGAAUAUAAACAGUGCAGAUAACACUAGUAAUGUUGAGGACCCAAGUAUUUUAGAAAUUGAAAAUCAAACACAUGACGAUAGGGAAGUUGCAGAAACAGAAGACGCAUACAAAGGAGAUCCAAAAUUCGACGAAAAGAUAUAUGAUGUCAAACAGCUAUAUUUGACAAAAUGCGAUGAGAAUUUUGAGGAUAUAUUUGACAUACGCGAUGAUCCAGAUGUAGAUAGAAUAAUUUCUCAGAAAAUUGAAGAGGAAUCUGUUACUAUGAAUAGAAAAUCUACUAAACAUGACAAUAAAAAUGAAGAGGGUUUCAGCGAAUGGGAGGACGAAGUACCACUCAGUGAAAUCAAAGAACUGAUGUUGGAAAGGAAAAACGUGCAUGAAGACGCUUUUGAAAAAUUGGGAUACUUGGUUAAGAACAGAAAAAAUAUUACUAAAAAUAACUAUUGGGUUAGACAAGAGAAAAUAUUAAGUAGGGUGCAUCAACGAGUAGAUUCUUUUACGAAUGAAAUGAAGGAAACAUACCCGAAGAGUUUCAGUGUGCUCAUCGUAGAAUGCGCGGCCAUGCUGGACUGCACACCUUUCAUUCUCUAUAAGUACAUGGUGCAAAUUGAAGAGCGCCUAAUCCAUAAAUAAUUUGUAAAAAAAAAAUUCUUCAGAAAAUUCAAUAUUUUCAUAAAUAAAUUAAAAACUGGUAGCGGAUUGCGACUUGGAUUUGUUCCGUAAAAUUAGUUUUUGGUUAUGUACAUAAAUAUUUACGGUAUUAUGAGCUAAACUUACAAUUAAGUUCUACAUACAUAUGUAUUACGUGGUUCUCAGAGCGUGAGACGCUCGGCAUCUGCAUCAAGCAAUCUGUACUAUGGUAAUGUAAAUUUUAUGAAUGACUGAUUUUGGAAAUGUGUCCUUCCUCAAGAAAAUUGACGGAUCGUAAUGACAGCGCGGCCGUAGCGGUCGUAACGCUCUGAGAACCAUUUCAAUUUAAUUAUAUUCUAUUUUCAAUUUAGUUUAAUUUUAGUGACUCUAAAGUGAUAUUAUUUAUUUUAUUAUCAUUAUUUGAGUUGUACCUAAUGUAAUAUCUGUUCUGUGAUUUUAUUUGUAAGUUAAUAAUAUAAAGACUAUAUUUUUGUUUAUUUCUAUGUAUAUUUGUGUCCGGCUAUAAUAUAAAUACUUUUAUUCAAA